Messenger RNA from Sycon ciliatum, 1172 nucleotides. RefSeq lists its product as uncharacterized. Gene Ontology annotation, molecular function: molecular adaptor activity; protein kinase binding. Gene Ontology annotation, biological process: autophagosome assembly; piecemeal microautophagy of the nucleus; autophagy of mitochondrion. Gene Ontology annotation, cellular component: phagophore assembly site membrane; Atg1/ULK1 kinase complex. The record is from RefSeq and is a predicted model, not a curated record. Lineage: Eukaryota; Metazoa; Porifera; Calcarea; Leucosolenida; Sycettidae.
AUGACUUUGCUCGAGUUGAAGCGUUCCAUUGCUGAUGAACUGGAUGUGAGAGAAAGCAGCUUGAUGCUGUUCACGAAGGAAGGAGAGUUCCUGAAGGGCGAUGAUCUAGUUGCUACGUUCGGCGUGGGUGGGCCUAACAGUCCUGUUUUCGUGCUGAACCAGGCUGACCUGGAGUUAGCCAAAUCACCACAGUCAAUCAUUGACAAAGAGGCCGCCAGGUUACUGGAAGGCCUGGAAGAGCACUUCCGAAUGGCCAUUGACAUGCCACCAUCAUUGGAUGCCCUCAAGAAGAGACUUGCGCUCGUCAGAAAUUGCCUUACUCAUGGCAACGACGUUAAUUCUGCUCUUCUGCGCAUGUUACAAGAGCACUUGAUGCAGCAGACGGGCCUCGAGGCUCUCUGUCGCAGUGUGCAGCCCCUGAGAGAGAGUCUGGAAGAGCGACUAAAGGAUGGCUUUGCUCGCCGUGACGCACUGCUUUCCAAAUCUGAUGAGCACUCGGCACUGCUGGAGAACUUCCCCGAUGUCCUGGAGACGCUGUCGCAGCUGAGCUUGCCCGGUGGCGUACACGAGUGCCUCACGGCCAGUCGCAGAUAUCUGGCUGGUAGCUGUGACAGUGUUACUUCAGCCAUGGGAUACAGCCGAGGUGGUGUGGCGGCAGCAGCAGCACCGGAAGUCGUUAUUAACGAAGUUGACACUAGUUCGUCCUCUCUUUGCAUUCAGAUCAGUGCUGACUUUCCACCUGGAUGGGCUCACUGUACAGAAGAUUUCUACAAGCGACUGGAGCUUGUGGACCAGUACGCACGGCCAGGUGGUCUGCCAGAGGUUAUUGUCAAGCUGCGCGGUGCGUCGGAUAAAGUACGACAACUCAUCAGAGAGCAGGAAAUGUACAUGGAGAGUAUGCACAAGCAGCAGCAGAAUUUCUGGGCAAAUGCGACGGAUGACGCCCAGCUGCUCAAGACACUUCAUGAAAGUCACAAGAAGCAGCUGGAGGCCAUGCUGUCCAAUCACCAGGAGAUCCUGCAAGUGUUCAGUGACGUGUCCAAGUCCAAGGUGAACAUGUGUGUCCAGAUGCAGACCUGUUAUCAAUUCUUCGUCGGCCUGUACCGCAAGGUGGCGGAGUUUGACGAGAUCGGCAAGCCGGCGCUCACCUUCCUGAAUCUGCUGCAGCAGAG